This is a messenger RNA of Prunus armeniaca (apricot), 2718 nucleotides long. NCBI's taxonomy places the organism in Eukaryota, Viridiplantae, Streptophyta, Magnoliopsida, Rosales, Rosaceae. The record is from the annotation of a GenBank genome assembly.
AUGGGCAACAUCUUCUCGAUCUCUAUAUCAUGUGAUGGCAUUCUUUCUGGCUGCUGGGAUUGCACUGCUGGGCAAGCAGCAUACCCAUGUAUGCUGAAAUCCAACCUUCAUGAUCUGCAAACUGCUUUAGAAGAAUUAGCAGAUCAAAAGAAUGAUGUGCAGAGAAGGGUUGAGAAUGCUGAGCAGCAACAGCAUUUGAAACGUUUAGACCAAGUACAGAGAUGGAUAUCAAGGGUGGAAGCCAUGGAAGCUAAAGUCAGUAGCUUGGUUAGAGAUAAAGAUAAUAGCACUCAAAAAGUUGAGAAAUUGUGUAAAUUUGGAGGUGGGUUAUUCAGCAACUGCAAAACCCAGUACAAGUUUGGGAAAAAAUUGACUAAAUUGUUGGUGGAAGUGAAUGCUUUGCAGAGGAGGGGAGUUUUUGAAGUUGUGGCUGAAAGGGUACCUGCAGCUAUAGUGUAUGAAAGAAGCACUGAACCAACUGUGGGCAUGGACUCAACAUUUGGCAAGGUUUGGGGUUACCUUGAAGAAGAGCAAGUGGGAAUUAUUGGCUUGUAUGGCAUGGGAGGUGUAGGUAAGACUACCCUUUUGACCAAGAUCAACAAUAACUUCCUCCAUACCCCCAAUGAUUUUGAUCUUGUGAUUUGGAUAGUGGUCUCUAAGGACCUAAAGCUUGAAAAUAUUCAAGAUAGCAUUGGGGAAAAGACAGGGUGUUGUGGUGACACAUGGAAGGAUAAAGAUUACAUUAGAAAAGCUGAAUACAUUUUCAGGGUCUUAAAAUCAAAGAAAUUUGCAUUGCUAUUGGAUGAUAUAUGGGAGAGGGUUGAUUUAGCCAAAAUUGGGGUUCCUAUUCCUGACAGACAGAAUAAGUCCAAGCUAGUAUUCACAACUCGCUCUGAGGAGGUGUGUAGCCGUAUGGGCGCUCACAAAAAGAUUAAGGUAGAGUGUUUGGCAUGGGACAGAGCAUGGACUUUGUUUCAAGAGAAGGUGGGUGAAGAAACACUUUAUAUUCAUCCAGAUAUCCCUAAACUAGCAGAAAUCGUCGCCAAAGAGUGUGACGGUUUGCCAUUAGCUCUAAUUACAGUUGGUCGGGCCAUGGCUUGCAAGAAGACACCCCAAGAAUGGAAUCAUGCAAUUCAAGUUCUAAAAAGAUCUGCCUCUGAAUUUUCAGGUAUGGGAGAUGAGGUAUUCCCUCUUUUGAAAUUUAGUUAUGAUAAUUUACCUAGCGAGAAAGUUAGAUCUUGCUUCUUAUAUUGUGCAUUAUUUCCAGAAGAUUUUCUCAUUCACAAACGAAGAUUAAUAUAUUGUUGGGUUGGUGAGGGAAUUUUGGAUGAGUAUGAUGACAUAACUGGAGCUCAAAACCAAGGGUAUGAUAUUAUAGGUACUCUGGUUAAUGCAUGUUUAUUGGAAGGUAGAGAAGAUUAUGUGAGAAUGCACGAUGUGAUUCGUGACAUGGCAAUGUGGUUGGCUUGUGAAUGUGGGAAGGCCAAGGGGAAUUUCCUUGUGCAUACAGGUGCUCAUUUGAUUGAAGCUCCCGAUUUCGAAAAAUGGAAAGGUGUGAAAAGGAUGUCACUAAUGGCUAAUCAGAUUGAGAAUCUAGUAGAAAGAUCCAUAUGCCCUAGUUUGUCUACCCUGUUUCUCACUAAUAAUCGUUUGAAAAUGAUUAGUGAAGGCUUCUUUCAGCAUAUGCCCAGUUUAAGAGUCUUGGACCUGUCAGAAAACAAGGGUAUAACUCAUUUGCCAAUGGGAAUAUCAAAAUUGAAGUCGCUACAAUAUCUCAAUCUAUCGCAAACGGGCAUAAGAGACUUGCCAAUUGAGUUGAAGGCCUUAGACAAGCUCAAAUAUUUGAACCUGGAGUUUACCAGUAAAUUGAAUAUGGUUCCAAGGAAUGUAAUUUCAAGUUUUCUGGUGCUGAGGGUGUUGAGAAUGUAUGAUUGUGGUUCAUCGGACGAUAUUCUAUUUGGUGGAGAAGAAUCUUUAGUAGAGGAAUUGGUGUGUUUGAAACACUUGGAUGUGUUGACUAUCACCAUAAGGUGUGUCUCUGCUUUCAAAAGAUUCUUCACCUCCCUCAACUUACUGACCUGCACUCAAGUUCUAUGCCUUGAGUCCUUCACCUGUGUGAGCUCCCUUGAUAUAUCGCCGUUGACAAACAUGAAAUGUCUGGAUAUCCUUAAUAUUUGUGAUUGCGAAAGCAUGGAAGAUUUGAAGCUUGAUUUGGUUCAGGAUGGAGCGGCUGCACAAGCACCUAACGGUCCUUGCAACUCAAUCACAAUGAUCAAAAGUUGCUUCCACAGCCUUCAGCGGGUAAGUGUGUAUGAGUGCCCCAAACUAAAGGACUUAACAUGGCUUAUUUUUGCUCCAAAUCUUGUAACUAUAGACAUGCAUGACUGCCCUGAAAUGGAACAAAUAAUCAACUGUGGGCAAUUGAGCAAAGUUGAGGAGGUGGUAGAAGAUUUGAGUUCAUUUGCAAAACUUAACAACCUGAUAUUGAUCAAUCUGCCACAGUUGAAGAGCAUGUAUGCAAAUGCAUUGCCGUCUCCAUAUCUGAAGACAAUUGUUGUAUUUAACUGUCCACAACUGAGGCAGCUCCCACUGGAUUCCAGUGCAAGCAAACGUAAUAUCGUCAUCGAAGGAGAGGAAGACUGGUGGAAUGAGUUAGAAUGGGAGAAGGAGGCUACUCGAAAUGAUUUUCUUUCCUCAUUCAGAAAUUUAAAGCUUUAA